GAGCGUACUGAGUUAGUACGCAGUCCGCGUCCUCCAUCGUUGAGGAAAUUGGCGCGCUGCGCUCAGGUUAGGUCUCCCAAGCUUGCUUCCUGUCAUCAGCAGUAGCACCACUCUUACCCAAAAACCCCUUUUGAAUCUCCACAAGACAAGAUACAUGUGCCUGGUUGUAAUAAUGUAGAAAAAUCCUGAGCUACUCAUUAUGUUUAUGCAAGUGGAUCCAGUUCUCUGCUUGUUGUGGCAGCAUCAACUCUAGCAUGGCCCAGUCCUGGGUUCGAGCCCUUUGGGUCCGAAGGUGUAAAGGUUUUGGUACUCUCAGCUGCAGGUUACGUACCAAAGUAAAAAAUGAAAGUGAACCUUCGGCAGAAAGGAAUCUCAUCAGUCCCUCGGGGCAUCAUGUUGGGUCAUUGUCCAGGCCUACCUUAUUUGCGACUGGGGUAUGCAAAAUAUUAUCACCAGGACUAAAUUCUAGGCCAAUCUCAGCUCCUUGGCAAUUUCUGGCUGUAGAAGGGUUUUGCCAAGUUGCAAAGGAAAAUAGAGAUUUGCAGGUAUCGAGUGAAAAUCAUCAAGUUGUUGAAGACGCUUUAUCAAGUUCUUGUGAACCUAGCACUUCAAGCACUGAAUUCACAAAAUCUUUUGCUUCUGAUGCCAACGUACCCAAAGCUAAAAGUAGACGAAAGAAAUCAAUGGUGGAGUUCAGCAAAGUUGAUGCUGAUCUGCUUCCGACUGUUAUUUUAGUUGGACGUCCGAAUGUGGGCAAAUCAGCACUCUUUAAUCGUUUAAUUCGGAGGAGAGAGGCUCUUGUAUACAACACCCCUGAUGAUCACGUCACUCGCGAUAUACGUGAAGGCAUUGCAAAAUUGGGCGAUCUGCGGUUUAGAGUAUUGGACUCUGCUGGCUUGGAAAUGGCAGCAACUUCAGGAAGUAUUCUUAGUAGAACUGCAGAAAUGACUGGAAAUGUGAUAGCACGGUCUCAAUUUGCAAUCUUCUUGAUAGAUGCGAGAGAUGGACUUCAGCCUCUAGAUUUGGAAGUUGGGAAGUGGUUGCGCAAGCAUGCUUCAGGAAUUAGUACUAUCUUGGUGCUGAAUAAAUCUGAAUCACUUGAUGACCGAAUCGGGUUACUUACUGCAGCAACUGGGGAAGCCCAUUCUUUAGGAUUCGGGGAUCCUGUUGCAAUAUCUGCAGAGACUGGGUUGGGUAUGGUUGAUCUUUAUGAAGCUCUCUGUCCUCUUCUUGAGGAUUAUAUGCUUCAAACUUUGAAUGAUAAACUCAUCAAGGAUAAUAGUUCCUCAGAGGUUGAGGAUACCUCAGAAGAGGCUAAGUUACCUUUGCAGUUGGCAAUUGUAGGACGGCCCAAUGUUGGAAAGUCUACACUGCUGAAUGCAUUGCUACAAGAAGAUCGAGUUCUGGUUGGUCCAGAAGCUGGUUUGACCAGAGAUUCUGUUAGAGCUCAGUUCGAAUUCCAAGGAAGAACCAUAUACCUGGUAGAUACUGCUGGUUGGCUACAAAGAACAGGGAAAGAAAAGGGACCAGCAUCACUGAGUGUUAUGCAGUCAAGAAAAAAUCUUAUGAGGGCUCAUGUUGUUGCAUUGGUGCUUGAUGCAGAAGAGAUUGCAAAAGCCAGAAGUAGCAUGAAUCAUGCUGAAGUAGUUAUAGCACGUCGAGCAGUAGAAGAAGGUCGUGGUCUGGUUGUGAUUGUCAACAAGAUGGAUCUUCUAAGUGGGAAGCAAAACGCGAAGUUAUAUGAGAAGGUCAUUAAGGCUGUUCCUGAAGAAAUUCAAACAGUUAUACCUCAGAUCACAGGGAUACCAGUUGUUUUCAUUUCAGCAUUGGAGGGGAGGGGCCGGAUAGCUGUCAUGCGACGGGUUGUGGAUACAUACCAAAAAUGGUGUUUAAGGUUAUCAACUGCUCGUCUUAAUCGUUGGCUGCGGAAGGUUAUGAGCAGGCAUUCCUGGAAAGAUCAAGCUGCACAACCCAAGAUUAAGUACUUCACACAGGUCAAGGCUCGCCCCCCGACAUUUGUUGCCUUUGUAAGUGGGAAGACCCAGCUCGCAGAAACAGAUAUAAGGUUCUUAAUGAAGUCUCUCAAGGAAGAUUUCAAUAUGGGCGGGAUCCCCAUCCGGAUUAUGCAGCGCUCGGUCCCUAGAAAAGAGGGAGGUGGCAACAGCAUCAAGAGCCCCACUUUUAGGAUGCAUGUCCGUGUUGGAUCUGACAAAAGAACUGCCGCUUCACCACUGCCUGCACCCUAACUCAACUGGGACUGUUCUAUAUCAUCUUUGUCCAGUUACUAGAAAUUACUAGAAGUGAAUGGUUGUAUGUUGGAAAUACAAAGCAGUGGCAUACGGCUCUGUAUUGGCAGAAAAUUUUCCAGUUCAUAUACACAAGGGAAGUGAUACAAUGUAAACUGGCAGCGCUCAUUAGUUUACAAUCUCCGCAGAGAUUGUUUGGCUGCAUUUUUGUUGCCAUCCUUGCACUUCCAAAGAAAUGAAAUCAGAUAAUUCACAACUAUAAUGGUUGUUUCUGUUCAUUGUUUCUUGUUAGAAGUUGCAGAAAUUCAAAUAGCCAGGACAAGGCUUGGAUGA
Magnolia sinica is the source of this 2579-nucleotide messenger RNA. RefSeq lists its product as uncharacterized. Gene Ontology annotation, molecular function: GTP binding. NCBI's taxonomy places the organism in Eukaryota, Viridiplantae, Streptophyta, Magnoliopsida, Magnoliales, Magnoliaceae. The record is from RefSeq and is a predicted model, not a curated record. Bases 255 to 2246 code for a protein of 663 amino acids. The transcript has 10 exons.